Messenger RNA from Grosmannia clavigera kw1407, 3030 nucleotides. RefSeq names its product n-carbamoylsarcosine amidase. Gene Ontology annotation, molecular function: zinc ion binding; DNA-binding transcription factor activity, RNA polymerase II-specific; DNA binding. Bases 1 to 3030 code for a protein of 1009 amino acids. Lineage: Eukaryota; Fungi; Ascomycota; Sordariomycetes; Ophiostomatales; Ophiostomataceae. Gene Ontology annotation, biological process: DNA-templated transcription; regulation of DNA-templated transcription. The transcript has 3 exons. The record is from RefSeq and is a predicted model, not a curated record. Gene Ontology annotation, cellular component: nucleus.
AUGCGGGCCGACGAGACUGCCGUCUUGCCAGGCUCCACGAUGAGUGCAUCCCCAGGUUUGAGCCAAAGCGCUGGGACCGGCACUAUGACCGGCAGCGCAGCGAUGGGACAGGCAGAAGUGCAGCAGGUUCGACAGGUACAGAUGCAUGCAAGCUAUCAGCCUCAAUCUCAGCCACAGCAGCUAGAUUCGGUGGCUCAGGUCCAAGCUCUGGUCCAGGCCCAGGCUCAAGCUCAGGCAGAGACACAACCGCCGCGACGACGUGCGGGUGUGGCCUGCCGGCGCUGCCGCCGACAACGGACAAAGUGUCUGCAUCAGCAAGGUCAGGCGCCCUGCGACUCGUGUGCGGCCGCUGGAGCAGCUGUGGCGGCGACGUGCAGCUUUCCCACGCGUGGCGAGAAGGACACGGACCGACUAUUCCGGCGGCGCAACAACGGCCAGCUGAUCGGCCAGGACGGCCUCGUCAGCCGGCUAUCGUCGAGCCCUCCGGACCGCAUGUCGACUGCAUCGCCACGGCCACCGCCAUCGCCACCGCAGUCGUCCUGCACGAGCACGACGUCAGCAGCCAUCAUCACUACCGCCACGGCCAGCACGACCGCGCCCUCCUUCCCGCCACAUGACGAGAUCGUCGAGGGCUGCAAGGUCUUCAUGUCGUCGUACUUCCAGCUCGGCUUCCUGCCCAAGGCCGUCUUUCUCGAGCGACUGCACCGCCACCCCGAGACGGCCAGCCGGUUCCUGCUGGCCAGUAUGCUGACCAUCUCGUCGCGCUUCACGCCGGUGCUGGUGCGGCGCUACGGCUCGCCCGCGGCCACGACCGAGUUCUUCUUGGCGACCGCCCGUGACAUGGCCGCCGCUCACGACAACAUGUACCGGCCGUCGCUCGAGCGGACGCAGGCGUUCUUCCUGCUGGCCAUUGCCGAGUGGGGCAACGGCGACCGUGACCGCAGCUCCGUGCACAUGGGCGUGGCCGUGCGCAUGGCCGCACUGCUCAAGCUGCACCGCGAAGAGGCCUACGUGCUGCCGCCGACCGCAUCGUCAGACCAGAUCGUGCGCGCCGAGUCGGCCCGCCGCACCUUUUGGAUGAUCAUGAGCCAGGAGAACCUGCACGCCGGCCACAUGACGCCGGCCCCGUUCGCGCGCGAGGACAUCUCAGCCUGCCUUCCGUGCGACGAGGCCGACUUUGCCUUUGGCAUCCUGCCGUCGGCCGCUACCCACAACGAGCGCGCCGCUCUAGCUGGCACCUUGCCAGCUCUGCGUCGUCCCGAGCUGGCUUCGCUGCCGAACCGCUGCCUCUUUGCCACCCUGAUCCAGGCCCACGAUCUAUGGGGCCGCGUGGCGCGCUGCACCGCCAGCGAGCCGUGUCCGUGGGAGCCCGACAGCAGCUUCCGCGAUCUCACCGAGGCCCUGCGCCUCUGGGAAGACGCCAUCCCGGCUCGCCAUCGCUGGAGCGUCUGGAAUUUGCGCGGCUGGUGCGCCGAGUCCCUGCACCUCGCCUACCUCUCCGUCGUCAUGGUCGUCCGACUCGGCAACAUCGUCAUUCGCCGCAUCUACCUCGAGCGCAUCAUCAAGGCCCUCGAUGCUGACGACGACGACAGCAACAGCGACAGGACCGCCUCUGCCUUCUGGCAGACCGUCUCUUACGACCUCUUUGCCAACGUGCUCGAGCUGCACGAGCAGGUCGACGCCUACGCCCGCAUGCGCAUGCGUGACGAGGGCUUUCCCGCCAUCCUCGUCUUCUGCGCCUACAUGUGCGGCUCCCUGACGUCCUACCUCGGCCGUCACCCCCGUCUCUGUCCGCACAUCUCGCCUGCCGAGGCCCAGGACAUGUCGCGUGGUGCUAUCAAGGUCCUCAGCGAGCUGCAGCCGGCCUGGCCGACAAGCGCCAAGUGGCACCAGGGCCUACAGCAGGCCUCUCAUGCUGACGCUGCUGCUGCUGCCGCUGCUGCUGUCGUCUUGGAAGCCCCUCCACCUUCUCCUGCAGCCGCGGCCACACGAACGAACUACGCUGGCGAGACGUCUACGUGCAUUGCCACGAUGCACGACGAAGGCGCCGCCCUCGAGAGACACCCCUUUUCUGUCUCUGUCGUGCAGGCACCUACGCCUCUGCCUCCGCGGCCAUGGGAUGGCAACACCCCACGCGAGCGCAACGGUGGCUUUGAGAUUGUGCCCGGCAGCUUCUCCUUGGCUGACAACGUCAACAGCUCCUACGCCAUCUUCCCACCGCUCGACCCCUUCCUCGACGAUCAUUUCAGCGCCGAAGUGACCGCCUUUCUUGGUGGCGACUUCCAAUACGGUCUGCUGGACAUGUGCCGUCUCCGCACCUCACACACGCAACCGACGCAGACGAGAUCGACCAUGGCCGCCAUCACGCACGAGGAGUCUGCCUCAUAUGCGGCGUCGGGCUACGGUGGCCGCAUGGGCUGGGGCGCACGCCCGGCCCUGGUGCUGAUCGACAUGUGCAAGGCGUACUGGACGGCGGGCUCGCCGCUGGACCUGUCGGCCUUUGCCGAGGCCGUGGCCGUGCCGGAGAGCGCGGCGCACCUGGUGGCGGCGGCGCGGGCAGGCGGUGUGCCGGUGCUCUGGACGGCGGUCGAGUACACGGACGCCGACAUGGCUGAUGCCGGACUCUUCUGGCACAAGGCCAAGACGCUGGCCGUCUGGCAGGUCGGCGGCGCGCUACAUCGCCGUGGCCUCGCCGACUGGGUCAGUCCGGACCUCACGCCGGGGCCCCGUGACGUCGUGGUCAAGAAAAAGUACCCCAGCGGCUUCUUCGGCACCACGCUGGCGACCGAGCUGCAGUGCCGCAACGUCGACACGGUCGUGCUUUGCGGCGUCAGCACCAGCGGCUGCGUGCGCGCAACCACGCUCGACGCCAUGCAGUAUGGCUUCCGUCCAAUGGUCGUUGCAUCGGCAUGUGGAGACCGCAGCAAAGCCAUCCAGGAGGCCAACCUGUUCGACUUGGACUCCAAGUACGCCGAUGUCGUCACCGAGGAGGACGCUGUAGCUCAUCUGAAGGCAGGGUGGAAGGAGUAG